ACGAACUGUCAAGACCGACACGAAGUUUUCUUUUUCAUCGGUCGAACGAAGAGUCAAAAGAAUCAACGGAACCAGCGCCUAGUUCCCGCGGGACCAUCAGCGAACCCGGAUUUCCCGUAGAGAACAUUGAGAAAUCUUCCUGCGACAAUGGCGGAACCUGACUUUACCAACCCGGAGUUGUCGGCUGACGCCAUCAAGCGGGAACCGUCGCCGAUUGCCGGCCCUUCGUGUGCCCCCGUCGAACAACCGCCGCCGAUCAAGGAUGAAGUUCCGGAUGGCGAUUUCGAUGAGUUCGACGAGGAUGGUUAUUCCUCGCUGGAGGGAGAGCCGACCGUCGAGCCGAUGGCACCCUCGAUUCCGGUAGAGCAGCUGCCCAAACCGGACAGUAUGACUCGGCUGCGUUACAUGCCGUACACUGUUCAGGAUUUGAGUGCUGGAGCGGUGGAUGGGCGGUGUCCUCAGGAUUGGCCACUGGCUCAUUUGUGGCCGGUUUACGUGGGCAACUUCCGAUGCGCGGACGCUGCGCAGUGCUCCAGUGCCAUCCGGCAUUACUUUGCCUCUAAGGGACUGCUGGUGCGUUGGUUUUUCCAGCUGAAGGACGAUUAUUACUUCCAGUUCCAGAAGAAGGCCAACCUUUACGACGGAUUGGUGUACUUUGGGUCGGAGCAGGACGCCGUGCAGGCUCUCGGGGCUGACCACUCGAUUCACAACGGGUACACGUUGAACGUGUUCCCGGGCCGUGAUCCGGUGUUCUUCCCGCCGGACCGGAGCGCCAUGUUCCGGAACAUUCGCUCGGGGUACGUUUACAGCGAGGAAUUUUUCGCUCGCGCCCUGAUGGCACGCCACGGCGGGGUCCGCUGCGUGGUCAAGUUCGACAUCAAGAACGGAGCUGCGGAGUUUUACUCGGUGGCCCAAACGCAGGGAGUGUUCUCCAAGGAGCGUCAGUUUCAACCUUCGCUCGUGGGACAUCAAGCGCUGCAGAAGCAACGGUACGUCGAGGCCAACAUUCAGGAGCAGAUUCUGAACGGCUUGGGCGCGCAGCCGAACGCGCUUCUGAUGACCGAAAACGAUCCAAUCUACCGGAAGAUGCAGUCGGCCGAACUGCCGGAACCGUUGCGAUGCCCUGGACCUCCACCAAGGCGCCACGGUGGUGGCGAUGGAUCGAUUCAACCGGUUCGCCGAGGACCGUCCAAGUACUCGCAGAAGGUCAAGUUUAACAACAAGUUGAAAAAGAUGCGCCGUCUGAUCGAGCGGGAUUUGGCCGAAGGACGGGAGCCGCACCUGAACCGGCAUUGUUCCAAGCAAGACAAGAAACGCUUUCAGCAGAUUUACAACCAGGUCAAGCAGCAACGCAAAUGGUAAUUGACCGUUACUUUAAGUUUUAUUUCAUUGAAUUCCUAAUGCUGAAAUUAGUAUCAAACGAAAUUGAUAUUGACAAAACAACUUGAACAAGGAUUUUCUUUCUAAUAAAGACUAAAGUGCAACUUUAAUUCAAUGCAGUGACAAA
Molecule: messenger RNA, 1507 nt
Organism: Culex quinquefasciatus (southern house mosquito)
Lineage: Eukaryota; Metazoa; Arthropoda; Insecta; Diptera; Culicidae
Exons: 2
Coding region: 148-1362 (404 amino acids)
Source: RefSeq, a predicted model, not a curated record